AUGGAGGACCCUAAUAAUGAUGUCAACGACUUGCUGAGGCUCACGCUCUGGCGGACAGGAGAUUCAGCCGCCAUUCCUCGACAGGAGGAGGCAGGCAACGCUGCUGCAAGGCCGAGACGGCCGCAGGGGGCGCCGAGAGACCGAGUGCGCGGGCCGCCGGAGAGAGAGCCGAUCGCGCCGCCGUACCCAUGGGCGACGACGAAGAGGGCGAAGAUACACAGCUACAGGUACCUUGAGGCGAGAGGGAUCACUACAAUCAAGGGUGAAUUGCAGUGCGAGAAUUGCAACGCGAAGUUCGAGGUAGGUUAUGAUUUGGUGCAGAAAACUGCGGAGUUGAAGAACUUUGUUAAGCGUCGGGAACGCGGGAUGCACAACAGGGCGCCGGCGGAGUGGAAGAACCCGGUUCUGCCGGACUGCUUGAGGUGCCACCACAAGAACUGCCUGAAGCCUACGGCUGCGGCGAAGAAGAAAACCAUCAAUUGGCUGUUCCUGCUGCUGGGGCAGAUGAUCGGGUGCUGCAAGCUUGCCCAGUUGAAGUACUUCUGCAAGCAUACGAAGAAUCAUCGGACUGGGAAAAAGGAAUGUCUCAUCUAUCUUGCUUACAAGGAGCUCUAUGAGCAGCUCUGUCCGCCAUAG
Messenger RNA from Andrographis paniculata, 636 nucleotides. RefSeq lists its product as uncharacterized. The transcript has a single exon. NCBI's taxonomy places the organism in Eukaryota, Viridiplantae, Streptophyta, Magnoliopsida, Lamiales, Acanthaceae. Bases 1 to 636 code for a protein of 211 amino acids. The record is from RefSeq and is a predicted model, not a curated record.